Closterium sp. NIES-65 is the source of this 579-nucleotide messenger RNA. The record is from the annotation of a GenBank genome assembly. Lineage: Eukaryota; Viridiplantae; Streptophyta; Zygnematophyceae; Desmidiales; Closteriaceae.
AUGUUCAACCCCUUCCCCCCACCUCCUUCCGCUUUCCCCCCCGCCCUCCCUCCCCCCCAGCUUCCCCUCAACAUCCUAUCCACUCUACCCUCCGCCGCUCCCCCUGCUCCUCCCGCUCCCCCCGCUUCCCCGUCCCCCGUCCUUCCCCCGCCCUUCUCCCCACCUGCACCUCUCCCCACUCCCCCACGCUCACCUCAUCUCCCCCUUCCGCCCCACCUGUUUCCGCUUCCUGCUCUGCUAAAUCUCCGACCGACACCCAUUGCCCUUCCCCCUCCUCCUCUUCCCCCUCCCCCUGAUAAUCCCCCCCCCCGCACAGUUUCCUCUCUCCCCUCCUCUUCCGCCCCUCCCCGCACCUCCGCCUCUCCUCCGCUUUCCCCCGCCGCCUCCGCCCUCCACAGUGCUUCUUUCCGCAAUACGUCCUCCUUUUGCUCCAAAAGCUCCCCCUCCCUCGCGACAUGCAAAAGGAUCUUUAGGGUUGAACUGUUCUCCCCAUCGCCGCAACAUACCUGUGUGCGCCUGUACCCCCGGUCCCCCCCCACCCCACCCACCGUUCCCCAGGUCUUCCCCCAGUGCUUCUAG